GUGUGUGUGGGGACGUCGUAUGUUUACUGUGAGCAGCAGCUGUGGUGGUGAGGUACUGCGUCUGUACAGUGAUUCACCAACGAUGACCCACAGACAUCGACCUCGCUAACCCAACUGGAACCUGAGAAAGAGAGAGACCUGAGCCAUGGAGAAACUGAUACAGAUACGGACUAAAGAUAUUGAAGACCUUCUGAAAUAUUUCGGGAAGAAUACGUACAGGGCGAGAGAAAGUUGUGCCACGACUGAUGUGAUACUAACUAAAUGUCUGGAACUGUGGAAGCUGGACUACAAGUGUAUGGUUGUUCCUAAUGGAGGAGGGGAGUUAUGCAACAGUUAUCCCAACAACUUAAUCAUCCCAGAGUGCGAGGUGGCACCAGAGGGGUUAGAACCCCCCGAGCUGUGUCCCCUCACCCUCACCUCGCCCUCACCUCUCAGCCUUGGUUCCCCAUCUAUCAUUCCGGGAGGCAGUGCUCCCUCGUUCUCAUCUGUGGUAUCUGGUGGUGCACGCGCCUCGCUCUCCAUUAAUGGUCAUCCUGCCUCGGCGUCGCCCUCUGUUAGAAAAGCUUCUUUACCGGCAGAUGGGAGCAAGAGUGUGGUGGAUGGAACGACGGAAGCACAGAGUGACGGCAUCAAGCUCAGGGAGUUCAUUCUUAAGGCCAAAUUUGCUCGUUGUCGAGCUAGAUUUCCCGUCCCUACCAUUUUGUAUAAAGGAAAUUAUAUCUGCAGGUCUGCCACGUUGUCAGGAGGUCCGGAGAUGUAUGGGCGCUCUGGUAUAGAAUAUCUCUUUGCUACGGCUGCUUCAAAUAAAGCUGAUGAAGAUGAUGAUGAAGAUGAGGUGACACAGACAAACAGUGAUUGGCAACUGUUUGACCGUGUGAGAUCCCAGGACAUCAGACUGUUAAGGGCGUGUAAUGUAGGUGUGAUAGUAGACCUCAUGGUGGAGAAAAAGAAAGUCAAGUUUGGUAUGUAUGUAACCUCUUCAGAAAAGGUUGACAAAGAGAACAGGUACAGUGACUUCAGCAUCCUAUCAUUACCUUAUCCUGGCUGUGAGUUCUUCAAGGAUUUCCGAGACCUGGGUUAUACUGGAGAAGGGCUGUACUUCAACUGGAGUCAGCCAUUUGUUGAUGCCCAGUUGGUUAUUCCUGAGAGAACCAUGUCUGCCAAGGUGACCUCCGAUUGGAAUAGUUAUCGGAAAUGGGACCUGUUGAGACUGAGCCAGAACUACCUGAAGUUGUUAUUAACGUACUCACACGAAGGAUCACAAGGUAUACUUGUCCACUGUAUAUCUGGCUGGGACCGCACCCCACUCUUUAUAUCCCUGCUAAGACUCUCACUCUGGGCAGAUGGAUUGAUACACUCCUCUCUAGACCAUGCUCAGAUCCUGUAUCUCACUAUUGCCUACGACUGGAUGGUGUUUGGUCAUGAUCUUCAGGACCGCUUGAGCAAAGGAGAAGAAAUAUUCUUCUUCUGUUUUUAUUUCCUCAAAUAUAUCACCUCAGAUGACUUCAGUGUAGGGAGAAAACGACACUUGUCAAAUGACAGCUCAAGUUCUGAAAGACUGGACUGCUGUGUGCUGCUUGAUGCUGAUGGCUUGAGCUCAGCAGGAUCAUCCAACUCCCUUAACUCGUCUUGCUCUUCAAAUCGGUCAUCUCACCAUGCUCCUCCUGUGUAUUUUAAGGCAGGGAAGAGUGGGGAAAGCUCUGACAGUUACAAUGCACAUUUGACGUGGCCCUAUGGGAGCUUUACGGGGGAACUUGACUUUGAUGAUAUGUCUCCGAACCUUAGUCGGACAUCAUCCACUUCAACACCAAAUAGGGGGUCUUUUGGUAGGCCUUGUUAUAGGGAUGCAGAUAUGUCAGGGGCCACGAGUGAUGGAAAGUUAUCAGUGCGGCAUGGAACCGUAGCGGGAAAUCUCUCGCGAACAUCUAGCGGAUCGCUUAAAAAUGGUAGCUCACAUGCUUCACUUCUUGAUGCAAGUAAACCUGUCAUAUGUUCACAUAGAUCAAGGAAUGGCCACAGUGAUUCUAGUGGUGAAAGUGUUGCAGGAUCAGAUCAUGGAUCAUGGGGUAAUGGGUGUCAGGAGCCUCCUCAUGCUUCUACCAGUCCCAUGGCUGUUCCCGUUCCUCGUGGGCGGCCAGCACCGAGGACAAGACAAGAGUCGGUCAGUUCUGUGGGGAGUUGGCAGCUCAUCUCUGGAACAGGCAGCCUCCGUGGAUCAACAGGGUCGGGUGGUAACCCGGGCUCGGCAAAUUCUCGCAGCUCUCGUACCUCUGUACCAUCAUCAGACCUGGUGGACUCUGCAACAACCAUAAAGGAAGAGGAGGGGAGCUUAGAGUCAGAGCAGAGCAUUAUAGUCUUUAACAGAGCUGAGAGGCUUGCUAAGGUGCGGUCUCUUUUCUACAACAUCUACGUCACCACAAUAGGGUUCAACUUCUCUAAUGGACGUAAUGAAUCUGGUUUAGGUACCCUAGUCUCUAACUUUGCUCAAAAGGUUGGCAUCAAACCAAUGUCUUGUCGAAACACACAGUAGUGUAGUGGUAUAGUGUAGUUGUAUCAGAUUAGAAAUUGUUGGACUAAUUCCAGUAGACCUGAUGGUAAUUUAACAUAUUUGCCAAAAUUGCAUGAAAAUUAUGUAGUUGACAACCUGUCAAUGGUGAAAACUCUGCUGUUUAUCAUGGAGCCUCUGUUUUUUUUAAAUAUAGUAUGAUAAAUAUUAGUCUACAAGUUUACAUGGGUAUUUUAUCAUCUGCAGUCUUUUUAUAUUACAGAUUUAUCAAGUGCAAGUGCUUUUGUACCUAUUAUAGCAUUUAUAAUUAUGAAAGUGAAAUUAAAAAAAAAAUGCUCAACUAGGUGGGACUUACAGGGCUUAUUGAUCAUUUUACAACAAAGAGCAAUUCUAGAAGAAAAAUUUUUGUGUAUGUAUUUUUUGACAUAAGAGAUACUUAUUGUCCCAUGGGUAUCAGUUUUUAAUAGUGGGUCAGCACUCUUUGCUUACAAAACCAGAUGGUUCAUGGGUGUUCAUUAAUUUUGAUGAAAUAUUGAAUUAAAUUAUGUUGCUGUUGUAUAGAGAUGUUAAAGCAAUAUUUUCACAAAUAUUGUGUUCCAUAGCUACCGUAUUUCACGUGUGUAAAUGUGAUCAGUAAUAUUACAUGGAUUAACAUUUGUUUUAGAAUGGUUAUCCUUACAUGACAAUAUAUUUUUUGUCUUUAUAUUGUUGUAUAUAUGUUAACAGAUACACAUUUUUAUUUAGAGUCAAGAUCUCUUGUCUAAGAAUAUAAUGUUGAUGUUUAACUCAUUAAUAUCUUAAGAUUUAAAUAUUUAUGAAAACUGUAUUUGGACUGAGUAUUCAUUGAUGCAAGAUUUUCGAUUGUUGUAUUUUUGUUACUUAACUUUUCUGCCAAAUGUGAUUGUAAAUAUUUGGCUCUCAAUCAGUCUGAUCAGGGGGACUUCCUAAUAGGACGUUGUCCAAGUCAUUCAUGAACAGCCUCCAUGCAUAAAUAGCUGUAAAUAUUUCUUCCACAUAUGGCACAAGUUUGAGGUACCCAGAGUAUCAUGAUCAUAUCAAACAUUUGGCAAGUUAUCAAUGUUUGGCUUGCAGCCAUUUUAUGAUUAACCCUUUAGAGGGCAGGGGGUUUCUCUCAGCUGAAUAAAAUCAUCUGGCAUUAACCAGAAUAAAAUACCGAAGUGUGGAGCUGCCUUCCAAAGGGUCAUACUUAGAAGGCGAGAAUACUCUCCAAAAUGGAGGAUAAAGAACUUUUUGCCGCACUAUCAUUUUUAACCCAUUUCAAAAUUUUAAUUAUUUACAAAUGUUUGUACAUACAGUAUAGACAAAACCUGUUACAAAUAUGGAAGAAAUUGGUGUAGCUUCUAUUGCACGGUGAUUGGGGACACUCGCACAUUACUUGUUCUGGGAGGAAGUUGGGAGAAUUCUCUAUCACUUUAUACUUGCAAAGAUGUACAGUAUGUUAAUAUAGUUUUUACAUCUCUGUUUGCAGGAUCCAUUUGUCUAUAAAACCUAAUAUUUAACUAGCAACCUUAAUUAGUGAGAAAUUAUUUAUUUAUAUUGUUUUGCUAAUAAUUUUGGGCUGUUUAUAUACAUUACAAUUUAAUUAAUCAACCAAAGACAUCUUUACAAAAGUUUAAUUAUUUAAUUUUUCAUUUUAAAAAUCCUAAAAUGUUCCCAUUAGUAUACUUGUACUGCUCCUUCCUUCAGUUGUGGAGCUCGAGAGUUGAAAAGAUUUGGUUGACUAUAUCUGAAUUAAGAAUUCACUUGUUCCAUUUGUCAAAAAUUUUAAUAAGAUUAUAUUGACAGGGUAGUGUAUUUUAAUAUUUCCAUGAGUAACAACUUGGACAAGUGGUUGCUUGUCCAGGGUGAAUAUACUGUUGUUAAGGGUCUGCUCUGUUGUACAAUUCUCUAACAUAUGUUUCAAAUGUUGCUUUAAAGUUUUUUUUUCACUUAAAGGUGUGGAGUUGGUGAAUGUCUUGAAAUAUCUAAGGAAAAUUCUACGUCUGGCCACCUCUUUAGUCCUGGGGGCCACAAGUUGUUUUUUUUUUAAAUCAAUUUUCACCCAACCAAGAGCAAGGAUCCAGGAAAAUGAAGUGAUGGCCACUGCCAUAGACUCUGUAUUUGCCUUAAUACAGUUUUCCAUUGUUCUGUGUGAUAAAAUAAUAAAACUGUUGCUUUAAUUGGUUGAACAUAUUCAAUUUAAUGAAGUCACUUUACUGUGAAUAGGGUAAAGAAAAUUUGGCCAAUAUUUUAGCCAACCUUUUACAAUUAUGUAGAAGAAGAUGUCUGGCAUGUUGAACAUUUUAGAAAUUGUUAAAACUUUGUCUAAGCAUGUUGGCAAUACUCCUCUUUUUUUUUUUUAAUUGCUUCCUGAAAUUUUGUGGUCCAGAAGUUCUACUUGAUGCAAUACCCAAUAAGCUGCAGUUUUCACUUGGAUUAGUUAUUUGUUACAUCAAAUAUUGAUGUGGAUUGAAUAUUCUAUUCUUGUAAUGAGUAUUGUAUAUAUGUAAUUAUUACCUAAAACAAAAGUCCAACUACCCUCUUCAUUUUAAGUUUCAUCAGAACCAAACAUCUUGGCUUCAUGCAUGGAAGAUUUAGCAUGUAUCAUACAGGUACAGCAAUUGUUUUGGUCCAAAAACAAAUGGCUACUGCUGCCAAUAAGGUAUUACUGUACUAGUCCCCUACCAAGCACUGCCACUAUUUGUUUAAUUAUAGUAAUGUCUUUAGCCGAGUUCUUUUAAGUAAUUUAAAUUUUUUAACCCAUGAAAUCGGUAAUUUUUAAUGCGUGCACUUCGGUUAUCCAGAAUUCAAUUGGACAUCGUACUGUACUGUAUAUGAUUUUGUAUCCAUUUUUGUUUUAGGGGAUGAAUUGUAAAAUGAAAUGCAGAUUUGUAAAUAAAAUUAAACUUUCCUUAAA
Messenger RNA from Homarus americanus (American lobster), 5423 nucleotides. RefSeq names its product myotubularin-related protein 14-like (gene EDTP). The transcript has 12 exons. The coding region runs from base 146 to 2530 and encodes 794 amino acids. Gene Ontology annotation, biological process: dephosphorylation. Gene Ontology annotation, molecular function: phosphatidylinositol-3-phosphate phosphatase activity. NCBI's taxonomy places the organism in Eukaryota, Metazoa, Arthropoda, Malacostraca, Decapoda, Nephropidae. The record is from RefSeq and is a predicted model, not a curated record.